Molecule: messenger RNA, 1111 nt
Organism: Toxorhynchites rutilus septentrionalis
Lineage: Eukaryota; Metazoa; Arthropoda; Insecta; Diptera; Culicidae
Product: trypsin 3A1-like
Exons: 3
Coding region: 109-903 (264 amino acids)
Biological process (GO): proteolysis
Molecular function (GO): serine-type endopeptidase activity
Source: RefSeq, a predicted model, not a curated record
ACCCCGUCGAGUUUAGUUUGUAUAAAACCCAUCGCAUUUUCAACGUUUUCACAUCGUCAAAGUUGUACUGGAAUUUUUGGUUCCCUUUCGUUCGACACCUUGACGGCGAUGAUUAUUGGAGUGGCUUUGAUAUGUUGGAUUCAACUGACGGGCACAGGCGGGUCGAUUCUUCCCAAGACAAAGCCAGGUAUGUCGGGUUCGCGAAUUGUCGGAGGAAUUCCAGUCAACAUAACCGCGUACCCGUACCAGGUAUCGCUGCAAAGGGGCCGGCAUUUCUGCGGGGGCUCAGUCGUGAAUGAACGAUGGAUUCUAACGGCUGCCCACUGUACCAAAGGUAUUACAGACCCAAUAACGCUGAAGGUUCGCGCCGGAUCAACCGAGGUACAAAUGGGAGGAGUGCUUGCCCAGGUGCAGAAUAUCUAUUUUCACCCGAAGCAGAACUCAUGGAACGAUUACGAUUUUUCACUACUGGAACUGAAGGAAUCGUUGCAGCUGAGCGAUCAUAUCAAGCCCAUACCAUUGCCUUCGGAGGGGGACACCUUCGCUGAUGGUACGAUUUGUGUUGUAUCCGGGUGGGGUAAUACGCACAAUGAGAACGAGUCCUCGCUUAGCUUGAGGGCAGCUUCUGUUCCGUUGUACAAUCAGGAAAUGUGUAGUAGCGUUUAUAAAGAUUACGGUGGCGUUACGAAGAGUAUGAUUUGUGCCGGAUUUGAAGAGGGAGGGAAAGAUUCGUGUCAGGGCGAUUCUGGUGGACCUUUGGCCUGUGAUGGAGUUUUGGUCGGCGUGGUGUCGUGGGGCAAAGGUUGCGCCGUGGCAGGCUACCCUGGGGUUUACGGCAGAGUUACUAGUGCAGUGAACUGGAUCGCCGAAACUAUGAAUGAGGUGGUCCAUCGGGACGUGUAGAGCUCGAUGAUAACGAACGUUCAACGAUGGUGAUGUCCGGGUAGUGAUUAACAUAAAACACCUAUCAGCAUAUGCGAUAUUGUGGCUUUCUUGUUUCGUGUCUGCGUGUUGGUCUUCAGUAAUUGAGCUGACAGGCCUAGGGUUACUUGUUCUGAUGUUCAAUCUGGUAUGCCAAAACAAUAUAAACACUAACCGAACAGUUCCAUAG